This is a messenger RNA of Centropristis striata (black sea bass), 1646 nucleotides long. RefSeq names its product nuclear assembly factor 1 homolog (S. cerevisiae) (gene naf1). Lineage: Eukaryota; Metazoa; Chordata; Actinopteri; Perciformes; Serranidae. The transcript has 9 exons. Bases 115 to 1338 code for a protein of 407 amino acids. The record is from RefSeq and is a predicted model, not a curated record. Gene Ontology annotation, cellular component: sno(s)RNA-containing ribonucleoprotein complex. Gene Ontology annotation, molecular function: RNA binding. Gene Ontology annotation, biological process: ribosome biogenesis; pseudouridine synthesis; box H/ACA snoRNP assembly.
UUUGAAGGUUGAUAACGGAAGUAGUUUGGUUCGUUUUGGUGGUUUGUAAACAAAGUGUGUGUACAUGAAACACACGAGUUGUUAGCCCGGAUCAUCAGCUUCACCAACAAACAGAUGGAUGAAAACGUAUCAGAAGAGAAUGCACAGACAUCACCAGCACUCAAGGAGGAAGAUGAGAUGGAGGUUACCAUGACAACGCAACUAGACAAUCCCAUUGUGGCCCCUGCAGAUGCAGACACGUCUAAGAAUACAGAAACUCCCCCAGAGGAAACCAGAGAGUCCACAGCAGCAACACUUUGUUUAGACCGAGCCUUUAAGACAGAAGAGUGUGACGAUGACGAGUCAGAGGACUCAGACAGUGACAGCUCCUCCUCCUCCUCUUCCUCUUCUUCCUCAUCCUCCUCCUCUCCCUCUGCCCCCAUUUUUGAGGAUGAUGAUGAUGACGAAGGCUUCAGCCAACCAGCCCCCAUCAAAACCAGAGAUGAAGUCCUGCUCGAGGAGCUGCCAGCAGUGGAGGAGGUUUGUGUGUCCUUACCGGAAGAAGCCGAACUGCAGCCUGUAGGAACAAUCUCCAGUAUUGUACAGCAACUUGUUAUAAUCCAGUCUCUGAAAGACACGCCCCCUCUGACUGAUGACAGCAUCAUCUUUGGCUCUGACAGGCAGGCUGUCGGUAAGGUGUUUGAGGUGUUUGGUCCAGUAUCCAGUCCGCUCUAUAUUUUACGUUUUAACUCUGCAGAGCAGAUAAGCAGCAAGGGGCUGACAGAGGGACUAACUGUUUACUACACACCAGAAAUCAAAGAGUACACUAGUUACAUCCUCACACAACAGCUCAGAGUUUCAAAGGGAUCUGAUGCAUCCUGGAAGAAUGACCACGAGCCACCAAAGGAGGCUUUAGAUUAUAGUGAUGAUGAGGAAGAACGGGACGCUAAGAGGAAAGUGAAAAACUCCAGAAAGAAGAGGGACAAUAACAAUCCAGGUAACCCCGCCCAUGUUACCGAGAACACCUUGCAGCAGCAGCAACGCAAUGUACCGGGUUUCCCACCAAGACAUGCAGGACCUCCACACAGACACCAGAACCUGAGCAGUAAACACACACUGUUCAGCCACACCCCCCCUCCACCAAGACACACCAAUGUCCCUCCCAUGUACCUCCCCCCUCCCUGUCCUUACCCUCCUCCACCUCCUCACCAUUUCCCCCCACCCAACUUCCCCCUGUACCCCCCUCCUCCCUCUUUCUUCAACCCAUCUUUCUCCUCUCCUCUGUGGCCACAGAGCUCCAUCCCCUUCUCUGACUUCCCUCCUCCGCCUCCCCCGCCCCCUCCUCCUCCUCCUCAGUAGCCUCCUCUAUACAUGUACAAACUAACCUUGUUGUAUCCUGUAUUAUUUUUUAUUAGAAUCAUUUUUAAUUGUCAAAUGUUUAGUCCCUCUGAUGAGCUACUGGAUGGGAAAUUAAUUGGUUUGUGUAAGAUGGACGUCAGUGGUUUGUGUAACAUUGUUGUGUAAAGCAGCUGCUGUGGUCACUUUGUUACACAGGACAUGUCUACACACACAGUGAAGACACACAACCACAAAGACAUGCUGAACAAACUCACUUAACAUGUUCUCUUCAGUUUACAUUAAAAUUAUUUAAAUUGUCUCAAAGUGAA